UGUGGGGGGGGGUUGGGGGCAGAUGAAUAAAGACUCACGGAAGACGGAAUUACAAACGCUUUGAAUUUCGGACAGCAACAGAAAAGUCUGCGAUGGCUUUGAUGACAUCAGCGGCGUCCAGCGACGUUCCUGACAACCACAGAGGAAGCUGGGAGGCACUUCUCCGGGCGGCUGACGCUUACAGCAGGCAGAGCGGGGGGGAAGUCGCCUUGCUGUCGGCGCAGAGGAAAUACGGAGCGCGGCGCGGGGGGGCGGAGCCCAGCCUGGGGGAGGGGCGGAGCUACACCGUGUGGGGGGCUGGGGCUCUGGCGGAGUCCGCCCGGCGUUACCUGGACGACAUCGCCGUGCUCCACGGAACCCUCUGCCUGACCUCGGCUCGGGUCGGGUCUGGACGGAGCAGGACCCCGGACAGAAUCUCCAUUGCGAGCGGGUUCAGUUCAGCCGAAGUGGGAGGAGCCAGCCCCAGCAGCCAGAACCUCUACUCGCAGAGCUACCCGUCAAUCUACAGCGGGGGCGUGGUCUUGGGAGGCGGGGGCGGGGCUAACGGAAUCGGCCAUGAGGCCUCCGGGUCGCUAGAGGGCGCCGUCCUGACAGAGCAGGGAAACAAACACAAUCUCCUGCUGCAGAUGGGAGAGGGCGAGGUGGCGGGGCCGAGGGGCGGGGCCAGCGACCGGGGGGAGGAGCUAGAAGAUGAGGAGGAGGAGGAGGAAGAGGAGGAUGAUGAAGAGAUAGAGAGACGCAAUAGAAACCUGAAUGAAGCAACAGCGAUGUUUGUGAUGGAUGAAGAUUCUACAUCUCAGGACUGUGAACCUUACUUUGAGUCGGACGCAGAAGAGGAAGCAAGUACUGAUGACUCCUCUCUCAGUGAGGACCCCCCCCUCUCCUCUCGCUCAGUGUUCUCCCGGCCGGCCCCCCCCUCUCGCUCGCUCUCCCAGCAGCACCUCGCUCGCUCGCUCCCCGUUUCCGUGCCGAUUUGGGGGUACAGAGAGUUCACGGGGGGGCACGCUCCGAGCCACGCGGAGAGUCACAGCGGGGAACAGCGGGCUGGCUGUUUCGAUCUGGAUCACAUCGCUGCCAGUAUCCGCGCUCUCACUGUCAGAGUCACCGACGGGACGGAGAUGUUUGGAGACUUACCCCGACCCAGACUGAACACGGGGGACUCCCAGAAACCCAAAUACUGAGGGGAGGGGAGGGGGAUGGUAAUAUAGACACAGGCAGACAGAAACACAAAUACUGAGGGGAGGAGAGGAGAGAGAGGAGAGAGGAGAGGAAUGCUGUGUUUAAUAUAGAGGGGGAGAGAGAAACGAACACUAAGAGAUACUGAGAGAUAGACAGACACUAAGACAGACACACAGACACUAAGACAGACAGACAGACAGACACUAAGAGACAGACAGACAGAGAUAGACACAGACACAGAGAGAGAUAUAGACAGACAGACACUGAGACAGACAGAGAGAGAGGAGAUAGACAGACACUGAGGCAGUAAGAGACAGACAAGAGAUAGACAGACACAGAGAGAUAUAGACAGACAGACAGACACUGAGGCACAAAGAGACAGACACUGAGACAGACAGACACUGAGGCACUAAGAGACAGACACACAGACACUGAGACAGACAGACAGCGAGAUAGACACUAAGAGACAGACAGACAGAGAUAGACACUGAGACACUGAGACAGACACUGAGACAGAGAGAGAUAUAGACAGACACACAGACACAGACAGAGAGGAGAGGGGAGAGGAGAGAGGAGAUAGACAGACACUGAGGCACUAAGAGACACACACAGACACUGAGACAGACAGACAGAGAGAUAGACACUGAGACAGACACUGAGACAGAGAGAGAGGAGAGAGGAGAUAGACACACUGAGGCACUAAUAGACAAUCCCAAUCAUUUCAAUACAACACUAGACACUAUUGUCACACCAAACUUGAUCCCGUGUCAGAUCACUAGGGGGCGCUGUCUCUUCUAUAAAGACACUGGCUGUGUUACACUGUGGCAGGCAGCUGAAUCGACGUGUUGAAAUGCUUUGUAUUGUUAAAGAACUACAGCUCCCAGCAUCCCUCGCCAUGGCCCGCGGGUGCAGAGGCAUGCUGGGAGCUGUAGUCCUAUAGCCAGGGCUGGAGCGAUUCACUGUGUCUCGAUGAAUCGCGAUGCUUUCUUUACAUGAUGUGUCGUAAUAGAGGUCUGUAUCGCUUGUGAUACGAGACCGCAGCAUAAAGAACUACAGCUCCCAGCAUGCCUCGCCAUGGCCCGCGGGUGCAGAGGCAUGCUGGGAGCUGUAGUCCUAUAGCCAGGGCUGGAGCGAUUCACUGUGUCUCGAUGAAUCGCGAUGCUUUCUUUACAUGAUGUGUCGUAAUAGAGGUCUGUAUCGCUUGUGAUAGGAGACCGCAGCAUAAAGAACUACAGCUCCCAGCAUGCCUCGCCAUGGCCGCGGGUGCAGAGGCAUGCUGGGAGCUGUAGUCCUAUAGCCAGGGCUGUCCCGAUUCACAAUACAAUAACUAGGGCAGCGCAGCUCGAACUGAAGAGCAGCUCCUGAACUCACAGUCAAAGCAGCGCAGACUCAGAGACACAGAAAUAAGAAAUGUAAUUUCUGUGAUUUUUUUUUUAAUUGACACCAAGAAAGACUUUCUAGUCGUUAGUCAUUGAAUUCACACUGAAGACAGUGCGAGACGUCCCAUGCAUAAGAAACUGUGGAGAUUGAAUACUUAGUAGUGUCUUAAGAUUUCUAGCUACUGCAGUUGCUUCUUGUGAGCAGCAGGUGGGGAUGUUGCUACGAAUACACUUCAAAAAACUUAAAAUCCGAAAAUAAGUGUUAGUAACUGUUUUUAUUGAAUGGUUUUUUUGUGCGAUUAAUUUUGUUUGUCAUUUGAUUGUAUUUUAUUAAAAGAUACCUGCCUUUCACCUUCCGCUGGAGGAUAAGUGGCACAGACAGACAGAGCCCCACAAUCCUGUUCAGUUUUGAUGCUACAAUAUAAUCCCUUCUUCUUGGGGUCUGUGUUAGUUUACUACAUUCUGAAAAGAGUUUAGUGUCAUUAAAGCUGCAGACAGACAGACAGACAGACAGACAGACAAAUUGAUUAUUUAACAGUCAACGUAUAUUAACAAGCCUUUGUUUAUAUAUCUUAAUUCAGUAUGUGUGUGUGUAUAUAUAUAUAUAUGAGUUUGUGUGCAAAUAAAUACAGGUUAAAUUA
Acipenser ruthenus (sterlet) is the source of this 3199-nucleotide messenger RNA. RefSeq lists its product as uncharacterized. Bases 93 to 1181 code for a protein of 362 amino acids. Lineage: Eukaryota; Metazoa; Chordata; Actinopteri; Acipenseriformes; Acipenseridae. Gene Ontology annotation, cellular component: cytoplasm. The transcript is spliced from 5 exons. The record is from RefSeq and is a predicted model, not a curated record. Gene Ontology annotation, biological process: negative regulation of protein kinase activity; neurotrophin TRK receptor signaling pathway; negative regulation of TOR signaling.